UUUUUUUUUUUGUUUCAACUUUUCAUCUUUUUGCUUUUAUAUACACAACUUUUGCCAUCCUCGUACAUUAACGUCAUCAUCUAUCAUUAUGCCUCAUUCCUAUCUAGUCAUUGGUGGCAACGGAUUUCUUGGCCGACAUGUGGUUGAACAAAUCCGACAACGUCAAGAUGGAUCUUCGAUUGCCGUGUUUGAUAUUAGCGAACCCACGGAUCCUGAUGCCGAUGUUAUUUACCAUGUGGGUGAUUUACGUAAAUAUGAAGACGUGUUAAAGGCCAUGACACAAACCAAGAUUUCGGCUGUUAUUCAUACAGCAUCUCCUCCUCAUGUCAAUUCUAGCAAUCCUCCUCGGGAUCUUUACUUUUCCAUCAAUGUCGAUGGUACAAAGAAUGUGAUCAAGGCUUGUCAAGAAGCCCAUGUGCCUAUUCUGGUUGUCACAAGUUCUGGAAGUGUUAUUUCUACUGGUGAACCCAUGUUUAAUGUUGAUGAAACUACUCCUUAUCCUCCUCAAGCCAUUGAUGUUUAUACUGAAUCCAAGAUUGAAUGUGAAAAAGUGGUAUUGGCAGCAAAUGGUCAAGGUGGUGUACAAACAUGUACGAUUCGACCCUCUGCGAUUUUUGGACCUGGAGAUCGUCAAAUGAUUCCUGGCUUAUUAGAAGUAUGUCAACGUGGACAACAUCGAUUCCAAAUUGGCAAUAAUACGUCGUUGAUGGAUUUCACAUAUGUGGGUAAUAUUGCGUAUGCGCAUGUACUUGCGGCAGAAAAAUUGGCCUUGUCUUCGGAUUCUCCUGUGGGUGGUCAAGCAUUCAAUUUGACCAACGGUACUCCUGUUCCAUUUUGGGAUUUCGCUUCCAAGGUUUGGUACGAAUAUGGUAUGGAUAUGCCCAAAUCAAAAAAAAUCAUUCUCUCCUACAAUGCCAGUAUGGUGAUUGCUUAUAUCAGUGAAACUAUCUUCAACAUCAAGGCUCUCUUUUGGAACAAGGAUGAUCUCAAGGAAGGUAUGACCCGUUCUCGUAUCAAGCAAGCCAUGAGUUCUCGCUACUUUAACAUUGAUAAGGCACGCAAACUCUUGGGUUAUGAACCUAUCAUUGGUUUAGAAGAAGGUAUCAAACUUGGUCUUGAGUAUUACAACGCCCAUCAUGGUAAAAAAUAGAUCUAGCGUAAUAGAUACAUUGUUUAGAACCAUUCUUUUUAUUUUACAUUAUUAAUAGUAUUAUUUUUUAUUAUUGUUAUUUUUACUGUUUAUUCAUAUUUAUCUAUCUCCUAUACCGAAUAAUAAAAGAAAGACUUUGUUUUUGGAUCCUAUGUCAUGGUCCUGUAUCUAUCAUCAUCCAACAACAUCAACGCGACCAAAAUUAUGACCAUACCUGAAUUAUCAAUUCAUCCAAUGUAUAUUUUAUUUCUUUUAUAUAUAUAUAUAUAUAUAUAUAUAUAUAUCAAACAAACAAAAAAGAUACUAGAGUAACAGAUCUAUCUUAAAAAUUCCAUCCAGAGUUGUCU
Molecule: messenger RNA, 1497 nt
Organism: Halteromyces radiatus
Lineage: Eukaryota; Fungi; Mucoromycota; Mucoromycetes; Mucorales; Cunninghamellaceae
Exons: 3
Coding region: 89-1150 (353 amino acids)
Biological process (GO): steroid biosynthetic process
Molecular function (GO): 3-beta-hydroxy-Delta5-steroid dehydrogenase (NAD+) activity
Source: RefSeq, a predicted model, not a curated record